Messenger RNA from Carica papaya (papaya), 1043 nucleotides. RefSeq names its product LOB domain-containing protein 37-like. The record is from RefSeq and is a predicted model, not a curated record. Gene Ontology annotation, biological process: regulation of gene expression. Lineage: Eukaryota; Viridiplantae; Streptophyta; Magnoliopsida; Brassicales; Caricaceae.
GAGUUAACUCACCUCCUCUAUUCAAUCUAUAUUUAUACCACCCUCUCGUUGAUUCUGCAACCUUGUUUUCAUUCUCUUUCUCUCUCUACCUGUCUGUACAUACACUACACAGACAAUCACAUAUAUGUACACACGCAUAUCUACCUCUCAAAAUCUCUCUUGUUGCUUCUCUUCUUCAAAAGCGCGAGUCUCAGAGUACCAGUGAAAGAUCUCGGUCCGGGCGUUUCAUUUUCAUGUGAGUUUGAGUUUUGGAUGUUUAAACUUUGAAGGCGGAGGAAGAAACGACGUCGUAAGUCAUUUCAGCUGGUAAUCAGCCGAGGAUAUGAGCUGCAACGGUUGUCGAGUUCUACGAAAAGGAUGCAGCGAAUCGUGCAUUCUACGUCCUUGUCUGCAGUGGAUCGAGAGUCCUGAAGCUCAAGGUCACGCCACCGUAUUUGUGGCCAAGUUUUUUGGUCGCGCUGGUCUUAUGUCCUUCAUCUCCGCCGUCCCUGAAACGCAGCGUCCUGCUUUGUUUCAAUCUCUUCUGUUCGAGGCCUGUGGCAGAACGGUGAAUCCAGUGAACGGAGCCGUCGGCCUCCUUUGGACUGGGAACUGGCAUAUAUGCCAAGCGGCAGUCGAGACUGUUCUGCGCGGCGGCACGUUGAGGCCGGUGCCGGAACUUCUCUCCGGCGGCAGUGGAGGGCUAUCGCCGUUGGCCGAUGAAGCAUCCGAAAGCUGCACAGAUAUGUGGAUGUUACGAAGUUCGACCAACCAAAACCCUACUUGCCGGUUUUCCAAUUCCAGAUCCAAGGUGUCGCCAACGAAACGUAAGCGAUCACCCGAGGAACCCAAGAAACUACCCCUGCAGCUCUCGGAUCUGGACCUCGGCCUCACUUCCAGCUUUCCUGCGAAUUCAGCAGCAUACAAGCCGGAGACCAGACGACCGGGAACUCCGUCGAUGAAUUCAGAAGAGUCCGUAACGACAUCUUGCUGGGAUAGCGGACUUGGCGAUCAGUACGCUAACGGAGGAGGACAGACAAGGUUAUUGAACCUCUUCCUUUGAA